AUGGAGAAGGGUAGACGAGUUGAACAAAUGCCUCCUGGCCCCCCUGGUCCUCCUGGUGGUUGGCUUUGUCAACGUAUGUCACGACAGCAGGAGAUCCUCUUCAAUAUUAUGGUGGCAUUUCUUCAGCUCAUUCCUCAAUCAACAUUGACGACGGUCUUUCCCGUGAGCGCCGACAUCGCGAGGUCUUUUUCGAUAUCCAAUCCAUCUGUUCUACCGUGGCUCGUGGCCGCCUACGCUUCGUCAUUUGGCACGUUCAUUCUGAUCGGGGGAAGACUCGGCGACAUAUUUGGACACAAGACCAUGGUGGUCCUGGGAUAUUCUUGGCUUAGCUUUUGGAGUGUUGUUGCCGGUCUGAGCCAUUACGUUGGAUAUCCACUCUUUUUCGUGGCAAGAGGAUUCCAAGGUCUUGGAGCAAGUCUCCUGGUACCCAACGGAUUGGCUCUUCUGGGACGAACCUAUCCGCCAGGUUCCAAACAGAAAGUCUUCUCGUUCACUCUCUUUGGCCUUUGCGCUCCGGUCGGUGCCUAUCUUGGAAUGAUCUUCGGUGCUCUAUUCACCAAAUUCGCAUUCUGGUGGUGGAGCUUUUACACCCUGGCCAUUGUCACUUGUUUUUUGGCUGCAGCCGCAUAUGUCGUCUUGAUCUCCCCGCCUCCCACGCCGAAGCAAAUGCUGCCUGUCAAAGAGAAACUCCGGGAUAUGGAUUGGCUGGGAGCCAUCACCGGCGUGCCCGGUUUGAUCUGCGUCCAAGUAUCCCUUGUCUCCGCGCCGGCCUCCGGCUGGAGCACUCAAUAUAUCUUUAUGCUUCUGAUUAUCGGUGUCCUCCUCAUCACAUUCUUCGUUAUCGUCGAGCUGAAGAUCGUGGAACAACCACUCGUCCCCUUCAGAAUGCUGAAAGCGGACGUGGGUUUCGUUCUCGGAGCUGUCGCUUGUGGUUGGGCCACAUUCGGUAUCUGGACUUGGUUUUUGUGGAAGUACCUGUUGGGGGUGAAACAAGAUACUCCACUCGAAGCCGCUGUCCAUGUCUUCCCUAUCGUCCCGGUUGCAUUGGUUGCCUCCGUCCUGACGGCGUGGAUGAUGAGAAAGUGUGAGCCUUCGUGGACUCUCUUCUGGGCUUUGGUAGCAUUUACUUUUGGACCACUCCUUCUGGCGAUCGACUCCAAUGUCGAUAAAACCAUCUACUGGUCCUGGACCUUUGUCAGCUUAGUGGUCAUGCCAUUUGGCAUGGACAUGUCAUUUCCCGCCGCCACCUUGAUCAUGUCCAACUUCUUCCCGCCUCAACAACAAGGUGUUGCCGGCAGCCUUAUCAGCACUGUUGUCAAUUAUUCCAUUUCUCUUGGCCUGGGUCUGGCAUCAUCGGUCGAAGUCCACGUCAACGACCAUGGCCGUGAUCCUCUGGCUGGGAUUCGCGGCGGCUGGUUCAUGGGCGUCGGCCUUGGUGGAUUGGGCAUCAUCAUCUGUGUUGCCUUCGUCAUCAAAUCCAUCUUCUAUCCUCCUCCACCACUUCCCAAAGGACCGCCCAGCGCACCACCUGGACCAGGAGCAGCAGUGCAAAUGACGCCUCAAGAACCCGGUGGACGCAAAACUCGUAGCGCCACUGUUUCCAGUCGAGCCACAACCAUGGUUCCCGAUAGUGCUGGACCAAUCACACCCAAAGACAUCGAACUUUACAAAUCAUUCAACUUCGAAACACCGCCAUCGACAUCGACAUCAACUCUCAACACACCACGAACGAGAUCAGAAGGCAUUUUCAACCACGCCAAUUCCACAUCCUCCCCUAGUUCCAAUCCACAUUCUAGCUCUACCAAAUCAAGUCCCAAAUCAAAGGACACACACCAACACGAUGGCCAUAGACGUAAUGACAGCACGCAGCACCCCCAUUCACGAAGCAACUCGCGGUCUUAUUUAACGUCUCAUUCUGCCCAAUCCCCGACCUCUCCACCGCUACCGAUACUGCAUCUCACGGAACCUGAAGCCGUCUAUCGUGGCCGUGCCAGUUGGGAAAGCAUGGAUGACCAGUGCGAUCGUGACCAGGAUCACUGGGCCCCACCACGGUCUGGGAGAGACAAAGACGACCAUCGACCAACUGAGUACGGAUAUGCUUAUGGCUCUGGUUUGGCAUGGAGAGAUGCCGAUGGUUUCGAAUACGACCCGCGACCGGCGGUCCCAAGGCCGAUGAUGGGCGACAAAUUUUGA
Molecule: messenger RNA, 2193 nt
Organism: Rhinocladiella mackenziei CBS 650.93
Lineage: Eukaryota; Fungi; Ascomycota; Eurotiomycetes; Chaetothyriales; Herpotrichiellaceae
Exons: 1
Coding region: 1-2193 (730 amino acids)
Biological process (GO): transmembrane transport
Cellular component (GO): membrane
Molecular function (GO): transmembrane transporter activity
Source: RefSeq, a predicted model, not a curated record